AUGUCGUCUAUAAGAGAGCUUUAUGACCAGAGGUCUACACCAGCAGUUUCUUUGGAAUUUUUUCCUCCAAAGACUGAGAUUGGUAAGAGAAAUUUACUAGAACGUAUGGGACGUAUGUCAGCUAUGGAUCCUUUAUUUGUUACUGUAACAUGGGGUGCAGGUGGAACCACUGCCGAAAAGACAUUAGAGUUGGCUACUUUAGCUGAAAAUAGUUUAAACCUUAAUGUUUGUAUACAUUUAACAUGUACAAAUAUGAGUAGAGGGAUAAUAGAUGAGGCAUUGGAGGCUUGUAAAAAAAUUGGUAUAAGAAACAUAUUAGCAUUAAGAGGUGAUCCCCCAAUUGGUGAAGAUUGGAAUGAUAUGGAAUCAGAGUUAAAUGAAUUUAAAUACGCUAUUGAUUUAGUUAGAUAUAUUAAGCAGAAUUAUGGAGACUAUUUCUGUGUUGGUGUAGCAGCUUAUCCUGAAGGCCAUCAUGAAGGUGAACUAGAUAGUAACGACCAUGAACCUCAUAAAGAUCUACCAUUUUUGAAACAGAAAAUUGAAGCUGGUGCAGAUUUUGUCAUUACACAAUUAUUUUACGACGUAGAAAAAUUUCUAAAAUUUGAAGAAUUAUUCAGGAGAGAAGUGUCAGAUUCCAUACCGUUAUUUCCUGGUUUGAUGCCAAUAAAUUCCUAUUCUUUAUUUCAUAGAGCGGCAAAAUUAUCUCAUGCUUCAAUCCCACAACAUAUUAGUGAAAGGUUCUCACCUGAAAUCCAAGCAGAUGACCAUGCUGUCAAGGCAGUUGGUGUAGAAAUAUUGAUAGAAAUAAUUAACGAGAUAUAUCAAAGAACUUCUGGAAGAAUAAAAGUCUUCCAUUUCUAUACAUUAAAUUUGGAAAAAGCCACUGCCCAAAUUGUGACAGGAUGUCCCUUACUAUCGCACAUACUAGAAGAAGAUCAAGAUGAUGAUUCUCUCAUAGAUAAUGAAGACGUAAUAAUGACUGAUGACAAAGGAGGCGAAAAUGAUGUAGAGCUAGGACAAACUAAUAAAAGAAGAAGACAUUCAAGUGUCAACUCUAAUUCAAUGGCUUCCGGUCCACUAGUGAUAGAUAGGAGUGGAUUAAGACGAGAUUCAAUCGGAUUGACCGUACCUUCAAGAAAAGUCUUAAUUUCUAUAUCCCAAGGAUCUGGUACCCUUGGAAGAAAUGCAACUUGGGAUGAAUUUCCAAAUGGUAGAUUUGGUGAUUCAAGGUCACCAGCAUAUGGUGAAAUUGAUGGUUAUGGUCCAACGUUGAAAGUAGGGAUCAAAAAAGCAUAUGAUUUAUGGGGUACACCAAAAAGUGUUAUAGAUUUAAAGUCUGUAUUCAUUAAAUAUUUGGAAGGCUCUAUAAGUGCGUUACCAUGGUGUGAUUUAGGUUUAUCACCAGAAACAGCAUUGAUUCAGGAAGAACUGAUACAAUUAAAUCAAAGAGGAUACCUGACCUUGGCAUCCCAACCUGCUACAAAUGCUUCUCCAAGCACAGAUAAAAUUUUUGGAUGGGGUCCAAAGAAUGGUUACGUAUACCAGAAAGCUUUUGUAGAAAUGUUUAUUUUAAAGAAACAAUGGGAAGCAAUCGUUAAACCCAAACUAGACCAUUACCCAAGGGGUAAAUUCAGUUAUUAUGUGGGUGAUUCUAGUGGUAGUUUUGAGUCUAAUUUAGAAACAAACAGUUCAAAUGUUGUCACAUGGGGUGUAUUUCCUAAUAGUCCUGUAAUUCAAACAACCAUUGUUGAAGAAGAAUCAUUUAAGGCCUGGAGGGAUGAGGCAUUUUGCAUUUGGUUAGAAUGGGCGAAAUUAUUCCCAUCUAAUGAGUUAAGCAAUAGUUUCUUGAAACAAGUACAUUCAACUUAUUGUUUAGUUUCAAUUGUUCAUCACGACUUUAGUGAAACUGAUGAAUUAUGGGAAAUGCUAUUGGACUAA
Molecule: messenger RNA, 1938 nt
Organism: Vanderwaltozyma polyspora DSM 70294
Lineage: Eukaryota; Fungi; Ascomycota; Saccharomycetes; Saccharomycetales; Saccharomycetaceae
Gene: MET12
Product: methylenetetrahydrofolate reductase (NAD(P)H) MET12
Exons: 1
Coding region: 1-1938 (645 amino acids)
Biological process (GO): tetrahydrofolate interconversion
Cellular component (GO): cytosol
Molecular function (GO): FAD binding; methylenetetrahydrofolate reductase [NAD(P)H] activity
Source: RefSeq, a predicted model, not a curated record